Molecule: messenger RNA, 2533 nt
Organism: Seriola dumerili (greater amberjack)
Lineage: Eukaryota; Metazoa; Chordata; Actinopteri; Carangiformes; Carangidae
Gene: rbms1b
Product: RNA-binding motif, single-stranded-interacting protein 1-like
Exons: 14
Coding region: 226-1413 (395 amino acids)
Cellular component (GO): cytosol; nucleus; ribonucleoprotein complex
Molecular function (GO): mRNA 3'-UTR binding; poly(A) binding; poly(U) RNA binding
Source: RefSeq, a predicted model, not a curated record
UCAAGGCAACGGGGCUGGGCAGUCGAAGUUGGGACAAUUUACGGAGGUUUCUGUUGCUGGAUACUCGACGACAAUAAGGAUAUGUAUACAGCUAAUAUGUACAGAAACCUAUUUUUGUGUCCUUAAGCGGAGUAAGGAGGCUAUAUAUGUCAACUAAUUUUUCUACUUAUUUCGCUAGAAAUUUGUAGCUUAACUAAAAAAAUACCCUCCCUUUUCGAACUGAGGAUGAUUUUUGCUAAUACUGGAAACCCACUAAGGACUCCGUAUCGCAAACAGCCACCUGUUGCCCCAUCAUCACACCCCAUGGCUCCACCGAGCCCGAGCACCAACAGCAGCACCAACAACAGCAGCAGCAGUAGCACUGCAGGCUGGGACCAGCUCAGCAAAACAAACCUCUAUAUCCGAGGCCUGUCCCCUUCAACCACAGACCAUGACCUGGUCAAGCUCUGUCAGCCGUAUGGCAAAAUUGUGUCAACAAAGGCGAUCCUGGACAAGACUACAAACAAAUGUAAAGGAUAUGGCUUUGUGGACUUUGACAGCCCUGCUGCAGCUCAGAAAGCUGUCGCUGCCCUGAAGACUACUGGUGUCCAAGCUCAGAUGGCAAAGCAACAAGAACAAGACCCUACAAACUUGUAUAUCUCCAACUUGCCUUUGUCUAUGGAUGAGCAGGAGCUAGAGAAUAUGUUAAAGCACUACGGCCAGGUCAUAUCCACACGCAUCCUGAGAGACUCCAGUGGAACCAGCAGAGGAGUGGGCUUUGCCAGAAUGGAGUCAACUGAAAAAUGUGAUGCUGUCAUUUCUCACUUCAAUGGCAAGUUUAUCAAGACACCUGCAGGUGUUCCAGUACCCCCCGAACCCUUGCUGUGCAAGUUUGCUGAUGGAGGGCAAAAAAAGAGACAAAAUCAGAAUAAAUUUGCCCAGAAUGGUCGGGGUUGGGCAAGGGAUGGUGAUUCGAGACUGGCUGGAAUGACACUCACAUAUGACCCCAGUGCAGCUGCUAUGCAGAAUGGAUUUUUCCCACCAGCAUACAGUAUUUCAAACAGGAUGAUUGCUCAAACGUCCAUGUCUCCUUACAUGUCUCCAGUUUCUACAUACCAGGUGCAGAACCCAUCCUGGGUGCCUCAUCAACAGUACAUCAUGCAGCACCCAGGAACAGUGAUAUCGCCCUCUAUGGACCCAUCUUUGUCACUGCAGCCUACUUCUAUGAUGGCCCCCCUUUCACAGCAGAUGAGUCACCUCUCUCUGGGCAGUGCAGGAACGUUUAUGGCUGCCAACACAGCUAUGCAAGGAGCAUAUAUCCCACAGUAUGCACACAUGCAGACAACUACUGUUCCUGUGGAGGAAAAUGGUGCACACUCACAAGUGGACUCAUCCAGAAAUCAUUCCCCAUAUCCAUACCAACAAACCAAGUAGUGCUGAGGUCGGGUUAGCAGGUCCAGCCCGCCCUUCCAGACCAAAUGCCACGCUCAGGAGCUGGCCACAUACAGCUGUUUCCUUUCAGGUUGUUUUGAAUACUUUUUGAUUUUCUCAUCAGACCUAUUUUUUUAUGAUGUAUUAUUGUAAUCAUUGGGAGGGGGCAGCACGUUUCUACUCAUGUGUAUGCAUUCAGUUUUUAUAGUUUCGAAAAAACUGCUGCUUUUAUGACAAUAGAUUCCAGAGGCGGAUCUAAGAUCUUUAAGACCAACAAUAACAAUGAAGCUUCGUGGUGUUUACUGGAUCUCUGCUCCUUUAAACAAGCAUGUUUGUUGCUUUGUCUUGGGUCUAGAAACUCGCAGCAGCAUUUCCUCUGUAGUUAACUAGGAUGUGCAACAAAUGUAGGGCCGCUAUACUUGAGAUUUCUGUGUAAUGCCUGAGACUGAGAAGUAAUACUGUCUUGUGAGGUUUAUGCUGCUAAUGGUGUCUGAACCAAGUGCCAUAGUAUCUGGAUCAAGAGUUGCAGAGGUGCAUCAAAGAAAAUUGCUCAUAUAGGUCACCAUCAUGUUGAAAAGUCACUAAGUUAUAUGAAAAAGUUCUAAUUUAUGAAAAUUUUUGUACAGACAGCUUAAGGAAAGAAAGAGAUUUUCAUAGUGCUAGAUGAAAGUUUAUUGUUUUUUUUGUUUUUUUUUUUUUACUUGUGCUACAAAUGCCAGUGGUAACUUGUAUGUACAGUUUAAGAAACCUUCCUCUGUAUUUUUGUUUUGUAGUGUUUGUUAAAGCCAAAGACUUCUGCUUUUUUUAGUAGCUUGUUGCCUAAGGUUUAUUCUGUUCAUUUCUUUGACAUUUUUUGAAUAAAAAAAAUAAAAAUGUUCACCUUUUAAUCUGCUGUAAAUCUAGUGUUUAUUUACAAGAGCUGCUGUUCUUCAUGGUGAACCCUGAGUAAACCGGUUCCUGUUUUAAUUGAGUAUAGCCAUUUGGCAACCUUGCAUUGUCUAAUGAUGAAAUUAUGUAAAUACAUCUUUUGUAUAGCUUGCCAGUAAAUUGUUUUUAAAUAGUUGAACAAUAAUUUUUAAUAUGUCUGUUAUGGGAGCUUGGCUGCAGCUUCAGAGGGCUGAAA